Dicrocoelium dendriticum is the source of this 339-nucleotide messenger RNA. NCBI's taxonomy places the organism in Eukaryota, Metazoa, Platyhelminthes, Trematoda, Plagiorchiida, Dicrocoeliidae. The record is from the annotation of a GenBank genome assembly.
AUGGAUCGGUUUCCGCUCGGUCUUAAAUUGCUCACAUCCGGUUGCGCUACUACAGAGCUUACGUUCUUGCAAAAAUAUCCUGUCAAUUACCCAACAAUGGUACACUUUUACAACUUGGCGCUACUCAUACUUCUGUCGCUCUCAAUUUUUAACAAACCAAUAUCUGUGGUCUCACAACAAGACGAUGAAGAUUAUGAAGAAGAAGAAGAAGAAGAAGAACUGCAAGAGGAAAUCGAUGAGGAGGAUGAACUAGAGAAACGAGAUCACAUACCAGAAAGUCUUUACAGAAAUGGCCCUGAAUAUGAUGCCGGUAUAGAUGAAUUUGUGGAUUUGGUCUAA